Condylura cristata (star-nosed mole) is the source of this 927-nucleotide messenger RNA. RefSeq names its product olfactory receptor 2T27-like. The record is from RefSeq and is a predicted model, not a curated record. Gene Ontology annotation, biological process: G protein-coupled receptor signaling pathway. Lineage: Eukaryota; Metazoa; Chordata; Mammalia; Eulipotyphla; Talpidae. The coding region runs from base 1 to 927 and encodes 308 amino acids. Gene Ontology annotation, cellular component: membrane. The transcript has a single exon. Gene Ontology annotation, molecular function: G protein-coupled receptor activity; olfactory receptor activity.
AUGGUAUGGCAGAACAACCAAACAUCAGGAACGGAUUUCAUCCUCUUGGACCUGUUCCAUAUCACCCAGUCUCCCUGGAUCCUCUUUGCAAUCACCGUGCUGGUGUUUCUAGUGGCCCUCUUUGGCAACAGCAUAAUCAUCAUUCUCAUAUGGGCAGAUCCUUUCCUCCACAGCCCAAUGUAUUUUCUACUUAGCCAACUGUCCCUCAUGGACCUUUUCUACAUCUCCACAUUUGUCCCCAAAAUGGCCCUGGACUUUCUAUCUGGGGACCACCACAUCUCCUUCAUUGGGUGUGGCUUUCAACUUUUCCUUUUCAUGACUCUAGUGGCAGCUGAAUGCCUGCUGUUGGCCUUCAUGGCUUAUGACCGCUAUGUGGCCAUCUGCCAUCCACUGCGCUAUCCCAUUCUCAUGCGCCCAGUGGUAUGUGUGCUCCUGGUUCUUGUGUCUUGGCUGGGUGCCCUGCUCAAUGCUUUAAUCCAUGUCAUUUAUACUCUUACUCUUCCUUACUGCGCCUCCAGGGAAAUCCAUCAUUUCUUCUGUGAAAUCCCAGCUCUCUUAAAACUUGUCUGUACUGAUACAUCCCAGUAUGAAAAUGGACUUUUUGUCAGUGGCAUAAUUUUUCUUAUACCUCCAAUCUCAGCCAUUCUGGGCUCCUAUGGAAGCAUACUGUCCACUGUAUUGGGCAUAAGGUCAAGUCUGGGACUCAGGAAAACCUUGGCUACUUGUUCUUCUCACAUGACUGUGGUGUUCCUGUUCUAUGGGGCUGCAAUCAUCAAGUAUCUCCUGCCGAAGUCUUACCACUUCCCUGAACUGGAUGAAGUAGUCUCUGUCUUCUACACCAUCCUAACACCCAUGCUUAACCCACUCAUCUACAGUCUUCGAAACAAAGAUGUCACUAGAGCCCUCAGGAGAGUUCUUAGAAAAUGA